UGGAGAGGGGAGCCAGCGCACAGUCUCCCAGGGAGCCCGCGCCUAACACUUCGCGCUCUGCACGCAGCCGGGGUCGGGGCGCGUUUGCAGAAGGCAAGAGAGGGUGCCGGGGGGUGCCAGGCGGCUGCCAGCGUGGCAGAACAAUGAGGCCUGUUUCAUGUCUCCUCUUGGCAACGCUUCUGAGAGCUGCAGUUUCACAGGAACUGGAGGAACCCGACACUUACACGGAGUGCACAGAUGGCUACCAGUGGGAUGCGGAGAGUCAGCAUUGCAAAGAUGUGAACGAGUGCGAGACCAUCCCCCAUGCCUGCAAAGGGGAGAUGAAGUGCAUCAACCAUUAUGGGGGGUACCUGUGCCUCCCCCGCUCGGCCUCUGUGAUCAACGACGUGAACUCCGAAAGGGCCCCUCCCCCCAGCCCCCCCAGGCCCAGGCCCCCCCAGCAGGCCCAGUACUUCGUACAGAACAACUGCCCCCAGGGCUACGAGCCGGACAGACAAGGAUCCUGCAUGGAUGUGGACGAAUGUGAAUACGAUUCGCACGACUGCCAGCCGAGCCAGCAAUGCAUCAACACGCCUGGGGGCUUCCAUUGCCAGUGUCCGGACGGCUAUCGGAAGAUCGGCACAGAGUGUGUGGACAUUGAUGAAUGCCGCUAUCGCUAUUGCCAGCACCGCUGCGUCAACUCCCCAGGCUCGUUCUCCUGCCAGUGCGAACCUGGUUUCCAGCUGGCCAGCAACAACCGCUCGUGUGUCGAUGUGAACGAGUGCGAGAUGGGGGCCCCCUGCAAGCAGCGCUGCUUCAACACGUACGGGACGUUCAUCUGCCGCUGCAACCAGGGUUACGAGCUGGACCAGGACGGCUUCACCUGCAACGAUAUUGACGAGUGUAGCUACUCCACCUAUCUGUGCCAAUUCCAGUGUGUCAACGAGCCAGGACACUUCUCUUGCGCCUGCCCCCAGGGCUACCAGCAGCUGAGCACACGCCUUUGCCAAGACAUUAACGAGUGUGAGACGGGGGCCUUCGAAUGCACAGAGUCCCAGAAUUGCAUCAACUUUCACGGUGGGUACCGCUGCGUGGAGAAGAACAGCUGCCAGGAACCAUAUGUGCAAGUCUCUGAAAACCGCUGCCUCUGCCCGGCCACGAACCCGCUCUGCCGCGAUAACCCGUCCUCCAUCGUCCACCGAUACAUGAGUAUCACGGCUGACCGAACUGUGCCCUCUGACAUAUUCCAGAUCCAGGCCACAAGCGUCUACCCUGGCGCCUAUAACACGUUCCAGAUCCGCUCGGGCAACGAACAAGGAGAAUUCUAUAUCCGGCAAAUCAACAACAUAAGCGCCAUGCUGGUCUUGGCCCGGCCAGUGACAGGGCCCCAUGAGUUUGUCCUGGAUUUGGAGAUGGUCACCAUGAACACCCUGAUGAGCUACCGUUCCAGCUCGGUGUUGCGGCUCACUGUCUUCGUGGGAGCCUAUUCGUUCUAGCCAAGCAGCAGCACUUCCCCUUGCCUGGCUGAGGAGGGGAGGGAAACAUCUGCUGGGUUGGGCUGUGUAAGAGAGGAACCGAGAGGCAAGAAGCCACGACCCCAGCGGCCAGGGAAGGGAUCUAUCAUGGCCUUGCGUCUUCCCCGACCCCCAAGAAGCACCCAUCGUCACAACUGGAUGAAGAAGGACCAGAGCUGCGACUGGGGGGCCAGAGCUGUGGCUUCAAAGAUGAGCGCCACCCUUUGAGCCACCACCCUGCCCGGCAGUGGGACUCGUUCCCCCUCCUACCACUGCCCCCCUGCAUCUCGGAGCACAGAGGGGCCUCCAGAGCCACGCAGCAAGGCUCUGUGUUUGUUUUCUGCUUAACAGAGUGAGGGAGAGAAAGACAAAACAAAAAUUAGUAAAAUGAUUUUUUUGUGUGUGAAAAGGAAAUGAUUCAAAUGUGUGUCUGGAUGCUUCCCAAAUGGACCAAGUGCUCCCGAAUCUUUGGGGAAUAAGCAUUGUCCUUUCAGCCUCUUCAAGGCUCCCCAGCAGGUAGGAAGGCUUUCCCAGCCAGACACCCAUCCUAGAUGCUGGAGCUGGUCUACCCCACCUCCAAAAGGAUAUUGUACUGCUAGGAAAGGUUGGAGCAGCUCCCAUACGAGGAAAGGCUAGAACAUUCUGGGCUUCUUAGCUUAGAAGAAAGGUGAGUAAUUGGAGACACGAUACGUAACGCCUGGUGUUGGGCAAGUGAAUGGGGAGAUCUUUUUUCUCCUCUCAUGAUACUAGAACCCAACGGGGGUCCAUCCAGGGAAGCUGAAUGUUGCAAGAAUUAGGACAGACAAAAGGCCGUCCUUCGCAAUGGACAUAGCUAAACGGUGGGAAUUUGCCUACACAAGUCAUAGUGAUGGCCACUGACUUUAAAAGGGGGGUGGGUGUCAAGAGAAGUUCAUGGAGGACAAGACUGUAUUGUCCCUCCAAUAUCAGAAGGCAGCCCUUCUCACAAGCAGGAGAGAGCGCUACUGAACGAGUCACCGCAGCCGAAGAGCUAU
Zootoca vivipara (common lizard) is the source of this 2506-nucleotide messenger RNA. RefSeq names its product EGF-like fibulin extracellular matrix protein 2 (gene EFEMP2). The record is from RefSeq and is a predicted model, not a curated record. NCBI's taxonomy places the organism in Eukaryota, Metazoa, Chordata, Lepidosauria, Squamata, Lacertidae. Gene Ontology annotation, molecular function: calcium ion binding.